Molecule: messenger RNA, 952 nt
Organism: Zeugodacus cucurbitae (melon fly)
Lineage: Eukaryota; Metazoa; Arthropoda; Insecta; Diptera; Tephritidae
Product: attacin-B-like
Exons: 2
Coding region: 91-810 (239 amino acids)
Biological process (GO): defense response to bacterium
Cellular component (GO): extracellular region
Source: RefSeq, a predicted model, not a curated record
CGCCACAAAAAUCAACAGUCAACUAGACACAGCUCCAGCGUGCAACAUACUGCUACAAAUUUCUCAUAAUUAAUUUUAUAUUUGACAAAAAUGAAGCUCUUUUUGCUCGCCUUAGUCGCUACGAUCGCAUUCAGCGCCUGCGUAGAGGCACAUCCACAACGCCCACGUGCACAAACUUUGGUCUACUAUCCACCACCGACACGCCCACCACGUCCCAUUUUGGUGCGUGUGGCACGUGAUGUCGGUGUUGGCGGCUCAUUGGCCAGUAAUCCACGUGGUGGCGCCGAUGCACGCUUGGACAUCGCCAAGGCAAUCGGAGAUCCUAACCACAAUGUAAUCGCUGGCGCUUUUGCUGCUGGAAACACCGAUCGCGGUCCAGUUACCACUGGCGGUUCGUUGGCUUACAAUAACAACGGUUUUGGCGCCGCAAUCUCGAAAACUCAAACCCCCGGUGUGCGCGAUACACUCACCCAAAGCGUCAAUGCGAAUCUCUUCAACAAUGGCGUACACAGCUUGGAUGCGAAUGCCUUCAAGUCACAAAAUACUCUCGCCAAUGGUUUCAAGUUCGAUCGCAAUGGUGCCGGUUUGGACUACUCGCACAUCAAUGGUCAUGGCGCCAGUCUUACGAAGAGCACUAUUCCUAACUUCGGCAGCCAAUUGGAGUUGGCCGGUAAGGCUAAUCUCUGGUCUUCACCGGAUCGUAAUACCCGCAUUGAUUUGACUGGCAGCGGUUCGAAAUGGACAAGUGGUCCACUCAGUGGACAGCGUGACUACUUCGGCGGUGUGGGUCUCACACAUAUGUUUGGUUAAGCGUUGGAGUGCGUAAUAGAGAGAGAGAACGGCAGAUAUAAGUUCCUGUUGUAUUUUAAAAAUAUUGGAAAUUGCUUUGUAAGAAAUAUGUGAGAAAUCUUAUUUAUUGUUGGUUAAAUUAAAUAAAAUUGGAAUUAAAAAA